GGAAAGUGCAGGUUUCCUAUGUUAUUCGAGAUGGAAGUGGAAAAGUACAAUCGAAAUGGAGUCAAUGCCCUGCAGCUGGAUCCAGCACUAAAUAGACUCUUCACAGCCGGUCGAGACUCCAUCAUAAGAAUAUGGAGUGUCAAUCAGCACAAGCAAGAUCCGUAUAUAGCAUCUAUGGAACACCAUACUGAUUGGGUAAAUGACAUUGUACUCUGUUGUAAUGGGAAAACAUUAAUAUCCGCUUCUUCUGACACAACAGUAAAAGUAUGGAAUGCACAUAAGGGAUUUUGCAUGUCAACAUUAAGGACACAUAAGGAUUAUGUAAAAGCCUUAGCAUAUGCCAAGGAUAAAGAACUGGUCACAUCGGCUGGGUUGGACAGACAAAUAUUCCUUUGGGAUGUGAAUACUCUAACAGCAUUGACUGCCUCAAAUAACACUGUCACAACUUCUUCUUUAAGUGGGAACAAAGAUUCCAUUUAUAGCCUGGCAAUGAAUCAACUGGGAACAAUCAUUGUAUCAGGGUCCACUGAGAAGGUUUUAAGGGUAUGGGAUCCAAGAACAUGUGCAAAACUAAUGAAGCUUAAAGGGCACACAGAUAAUGUAAAAGCAUUGCUGUUGAACAGAGAUGGCACACAGUGCCUUUCUGGCAGUUCUGAUGGGACAAUUCGCAUUUGGUCUCUUGGCCAGCAGAGAUGUAUAGCCACAUACUGAGUCCAUGAUGAAGGUGUUUGGGCUCUGCAAGUCAAUGAUGCCUUCACCCAUGUCUAUUCCAGAGGAAGGGACAGGAAGAUUUAUUGUACAGAUCUGAGAAACCCUGACAUUCGGGUGCUCAUUUGUGAAGAAAAAGCACCAGUUCUCAAGAUGGAGCUUGAUAGAUCAGCUGAUCCCCUUCCUGCAAUCUGGGUUGCAACAACUAAGUCUACAGUAAAUAAAUGGACAUUGAAGGGAAUUCAUAAUUUUAGAGCCUCUGGAGAUUAUGACAAUGACUGUACAAAUCCUAUAACACCCCUUUGUACAUAACCUGACCAGGUUAUUAAAGGGGGUGCUAGUAUUAUUCAGUGCCAUAUUCUUAAUGAUAAGAGACAUAUAUUAACCAAAGAUACUAAUAAUAAUGUGGCAUAUUGGGAUGUAUUGAAGGCGUGUAAAGUUGAAGAUCUGGGCAAAGUGGAUUUUGAAGAUGAAAUUAAGAAAAGAUUUAAGAUGGUAUAUGUGCCAAAUUAGUUCUCAGUAGACUUAAAAACAGGGAUGUUGACUAUUACUUUGGAUGAGAGUGACUGUUUUGCUGCUUGGGUUUCUGCAAAAGAUGGUGGCUUCAGCAGCCCUGAUGGGUCAGAUCCAAAAUUGAACUUAGGGGGACUUUUACUUCAGGCACUCCUCAAGUAUUGGCCUAGAACACAUGUGAAUCCAAUGGAUGAAGAAGAAAAUGAAGUAAACCAUGUAAAUGGGGAACAGGAUAACCGAGUACAGAAGGGAAAUGGAUAUUUUCAAGUGCCCCCACACACCCCUGUGAUCUUUGGUGAAGCUGGAGGUCGCACACUGUUCAGGCUGCUCUGCCGAGGUUCGGGGGGUGAGACGGAGUCGAUGCUUCUUAAUGAGACGGUGCCACAAUGGGUAAUUGACAUCACUGUGGAUAAAAAUAUGCCCAAAUUCAACAAAAUUCCUUUCCACCUCCAACCUCAUGCAUCUUCAGGAGCAAAAACCUUAAACAAAGAUAGACUCUCUGCUAGUGACAUGCUCCAAGUUCGGAAAGUAAUGGAACAUGUUUAUGAGAAAAUCAUCAAAUUGGAUAAUGAGUCCCAAACCACUAGCUCUUCUAAUAAUGAAAAACCAGGAGAACAGGAAAAAGAAGAGGAUAUUGCUGUGCUGGCAGAGGAAAAAAUUGAACUUUUGUGCCAGGACCAGGUUUUGGAUCCAAAUAUGGACCUUCGAACAGUGAAACACUUCAUAUGGAAGAGUGGUGGUGACCUCACCCCACAUUACCGUCAGAAGUCCACGCAAAGGUUGGGCAAAUGCUCCUGGCUAUUUAUUUACUGA
Molecule: messenger RNA, 2034 nt
Organism: Diceros bicornis minor
Lineage: Eukaryota; Metazoa; Chordata; Mammalia; Perissodactyla; Rhinocerotidae
Product: WD repeat-containing protein 48-like
Biological process (GO): double-strand break repair via homologous recombination; protein deubiquitination
Molecular function (GO): ubiquitin binding
Source: RefSeq, a predicted model, not a curated record